Messenger RNA from Hirsutella rhossiliensis, 510 nucleotides. RefSeq names its product glutathione peroxidase domain-containing protein. Gene Ontology annotation, molecular function: glutathione peroxidase activity. NCBI's taxonomy places the organism in Eukaryota, Fungi, Ascomycota, Sordariomycetes, Hypocreales, Ophiocordycipitaceae. Gene Ontology annotation, biological process: response to oxidative stress. The transcript has 2 exons. The coding region runs from base 1 to 510 and encodes 169 amino acids. The record is from RefSeq and is a predicted model, not a curated record.
AUGUCCUCGGCGACGAGCUUCUACGACUUCAAGCCGCUUGACAAGCGCGGGCAAGAGGUGCCUCUGGCCGACUACAAGGGCAAGGUUGUCCUCAUUGUCAACACGGCCUCCAAGUGCGGCUUCACGCCCCAGUACGCCGGCCUCGAGACGCUCUACAAGUCCAUCAAGGAAAAGCACCCCGACGACUUUGUCAUCCUCGGCUUCCCCUGCAACCAGUUUGGCUCGCAGGAGCCCGGCUCCGACGACGAAAUCCAAAACUUUUGCCAGGUCAACUACGGCGUCAGCUUCCCCAUUAUGCAAAAGGUCGAGGUCAACGGCGACGCGGCCAGUCCGCUGUACCAGUGGCUCAAGGAGGAGAAGCCGGGGCUGAUGGGCCUCAAGCGCGUCAAGUGGAACUUUGAGAAGUUCCUCGUCGGCCGCGAUGGAAAGGUCAAGGGCCGCUGGGCCAGCACCACCAAGCCCGAGACCCUCGAGCAGCCCAUUCUCGCCGAGCUCGACGACAGCAAGUGA